AUGUCCUCCAGUAGCUUCUCGCCCACGCAGGCAGAGCUUUCGCUCGUUAAUCAAAUUUUCAACCAACACGAUACCCAGAAGCUUGGUAUUCUCACCGGCGACGUCGCUGUCCGUGUGUUUGGAGGCGCCAAAUUACAGCCCGCGACUCUCGGCGAGAUUUGGAGCAUUUCUGACGAGGAGAAUAAUGGCUGGUUAUCCAAGAAAGGUGUAGCUAUUGCCUUGAGACUCAUUGGCUGGGCUCAGAAGGGGGAGAAGGUCAGCACCGACUUGAUUUCGAAACCCGGUCCCCUCGCUGUAAUCGAAGGAGUUUAUUCUAUUGCUACACAUCACACCGGAAUGUCGAUUCCAAGAUCUCCUCCACCGAUUUCCAACAUUCCUCCGUUUACUCCACAAGACAGAGCCAAGUUUCUUAACAUGUUCAUGAAAUCAAAUCCUAGGGAUGGCUUGCUUAGUGGUGAACAAGCUCGAGAUAUUUUUGUCAAAUCCAGACUACCAAAUGACAAGUUACUUCAGAUAUGGAAUCUCGCAGAUACCCAAGACCGCGGUGCUCUUGAUUCUACGGAUUUUGCUAUUGGAAUGUAUCUUAUUCAAGGUGUCAUGUCCGGCCAAAUAUCUGUCAUACCUACUUCGCUACCGCCAGGACUGUACCAGCAAGCCUCUGGCGGCGCUACUCCGAGUGUUAGGUCGCAUGCUACUGGCACCAGUAUCUCGUACAGUCCCAGUGCCAACCAAACAUCGUUCCCGCAAAACAGAAGCUAUAUCCAGCCUCAGUAUACUGGUCAGAUGCUCCAACCUCAAGGUACAGGUGGUGCUGUGUCGAAGAAGCCCUUAGUUGCUCCCACAAUACCUGCCCGCAAAACCACCAAUCCAUCUGCUAUCGGAAACAGUGCGUUUGGCGCUCAAGCUCGUUGGGACGUGACAGCCGCUGAAAAAGCAUCGUCUGAUGGGUAUUUUGAUACGCUGGAUACUACGAAAGCGGGCUAUAUAGAAGGCGAAGUUGCUGUACCGUUCAUGCUCGAGUCCAAAUUGCCCGGAGAUGUGCUUGCUCAGGUUUGGGACCUCGCCGACCUUAAUAACGAUGGUCGUCUUACUCGGGACGGUUUCGCUGUCGCUAUGCAUCUCAUCCAGAAGAAACUUGCAGGAGGAGAGAUUCCUCCUAGUCUUCCUCCUUCUUUGAUUCCUCCGUCUAUGCGCCAACAGGCAAGCGCUAGUAUUCCAGCAUCACCUUUCAGUCCCGUCGGUCAGCACAUGCAACAGGUUCCCGCUCCUGAACCCCAGAAGGACUUGUUUUCAUUUGACGAAACCCCGCCUUCAUCUGCAGCCCCGUCCGCUGGACUGUUCAAUAUACCAAUGCAACCAACAGGUCAACAACAACAACAACAACAAUCAUCUUCGGUUUUUGCGUCCCCAUCCAACUUUGCAUCACCCUCAGCCUUAGCGUCACCUUCUCUUUCGCAGGAUCCGUUUGUUUCUUCAGCUUCAAAAGAUCUUCUAAGUGAUGAUGACGAUCAUACCGCAUCAGCACAUCCUCUGGAAGAUCAAUCUGCAGAAAUCGGUAAUACUCAGAAUCAACUCAAUUCGACGAACAAGUCCCUUGCGACUGCGAAGAAUGAACGCAUCAGCGUGGAACAGACACUUGCUAAUCAGGCCGCCCAGCUUUCCGCUCUCCAAGUCCAGUUAUCUUCUGCUAAAGCCGCGUACGAGACGGAGACCAAAUUGCUUGAAACGUUUAGAGAGCGUUUCUCCAAACAGACUGCCGACAUUGAAAAAACGAGGACGGAGCUCAUCACUGCUGAGAGCGAUUUAAGCGCGAUGCGUGUCGAGAAGGCCGAGAUUGAAGGAUCGUUUUUGAGAGACAAGGAGGAAGUAAGAGAUCUCAAUCGAAGAGCAUUUGAAGCUGGUCACCAGAUUGAGACGCUAAAGGCUGAAAUUGAAAAGGCGAAGAAGGAAGCCAAACAACAGAAGGGUCUUUUAGCUAUUGCCAAAAAGCAACUUAGCUCAAAGGAAGCAGAACGAGUUAAAGUUGAGAAGGAGCUCGCGGAAGCCCAGGCCGCCACCGUGGCUGCCACUCAGGAGAAAGAAGAGGUUGAUGCUGCGCUAGAGAAAGUCACAAGUCUAAUACCCGCCACCGCGCCCACUGUCGCUGAACCGGUAGUUGCCGGAUUUCCCCACGCAGAACGCACUACAUCCGAAGACUCCUUAUCCUUUGCUGCCGCUCACGCGUUACCUUCUACUCCCGAAAUUGGAUCUCCCUCUAGUGGCAAGAGUAACAAUCCGUUCGAGCGACUUGCAAAGUCUGAUCCUUCCACUCCACGUUCUCAAUCACCUUUCUUACCAUUCAACAAUGCUACUGUCCCUAGUCCCUCUGUACUCAACGGAAAUGCAAACCAGACAGCGGAAGCCUCUCUUGACGAUCCCUUUGGUUUUGCGCAGGCAUUUGAGACUCCCGACAAGGCUCCUGAACCUGUUGUUGGUGAAGCAAUAGCUCCUACCCCUGCGGAAGACAAUGUCGGAACCCCUAAACCUACCAUCGUCUCUCUUGACGACCAUGAAGAGUCACCAGCGACUCCUACAACCGCUCACACAGAGGAGUUUGCAACCCCACCCUCCACCGCUGAUGGUAUUCUCAAACCCAUGCGUAAAUCUACGGAGGAUAUAAUAAGCUCUAAAUUCCCUGACCUCGACGAUGUUGCAACGUCGUCUGCCAUUCCUUCCUCUGCUACCCCUUCAUCAGCCAUCCACGAGACCGAUCUCGGGGCGUCUUUGAAUGAAAUUGAGCCGGAAGAUUCGGACAGCAGUGACGAUGAAGACGAGGUUCCUCUUGCCACCCUCAAAGCUAAAACGGAUAGCCUCGAAACUGAGCCAAAAUCAGCUAUCGUUUCAGCGACAAAUGGGCAAUCUGUUACAGCUUCCUUCGAUGAUAUAUUUAGUGCACCCUCUUCGAACGGUCAAGCUGUCCCUACUGAGACUAAGGACGCUUUUGGUAUACCUAUUGAGACUCAGUCCAAUUCUCCCUUUGGCUCCACCUCAGACUCUCAUGUUGCUUCUUCCGCUGAAGCGGGCGUCAAUGCGUUCGACGAAGCGAUGGGCAAAAUUGCUCCGACUACUUCCAACAAUACUGCUCAGUUCUCAUUUGAAAAUGCUUUUGAUGAUACAUUUGACUUUGGAUCUGCCAAGGGUGCUGAUACUUCUUCCUCUUUUCCUCCUGCACCUGCCAAUGGAGCAUCGCCUGUAAAGGUAAAAGAAUCGGAUGGCUUUGAGAGUCUGUUUGUAACGCCUCCCUCGAACGGAGUCACAGCCUCGGUAGCGCGGCCAGUUUCGAGUUUCCUACCAAAUGUUGUUGCUUCUUCACCGCCGCCCUCCACCCCUUCUUCAGCCCAGGAUCCUCCAGUGGCUGCAGGACCCAGUUUCGACGAAGUAUUUGCUGGAUUUGACUCAAGCCCUUCAAUUCAAUUGGGCACGCCAAAUACUGUUGCAUCAGCACCGGCACCAAUUCCUGCGCCAUCGCCUAUUCCCGUGGCUACAACAAAGACUCCCGGAAGCCCUACCCAGAAACCUUUCCCGGCCACGAAUACCUCACCUUCACAAUCAAGUGUCACCAGGUCCAUUUCGCCACCUCCUCAUCGGAGAUCACCUCCAUUGCGAACCGGAUCUCCCAAACCCAGACCUUCCACGGCUUCAUCUUCCAAAGAAGGACAUGAGAAAGAGAAAAAUCCUCCACCACCGCGCCACUCCAAAUUAAGUAUUCGAUUACCUUUCGGAAAGAAAAAAAAGCAGGAAGCAGUACCUCCACCACCUCCGUCCCAAUUUUUGACACCGCCUACUGAGGAACCAGAGCAGAUUGGGACCCCUGCUGUUGGCGAUGAUGUAGAAGCUGUAAAGCAACUGACUGCUAUGGGCUUCAGCCGUUCUCAAGCAGUGGGGGCACUUGAAAAAUACGCAUACGACGUGCCAAGGGCACUGAACAGUCUUCUUGGACAGUCAUGA
Molecule: messenger RNA, 3987 nt
Organism: Lentinula edodes (shiitake mushroom)
Lineage: Eukaryota; Fungi; Basidiomycota; Agaricomycetes; Agaricales; Omphalotaceae
Exons: 8
Coding region: 1-3987 (1328 amino acids)
Biological process (GO): endocytosis; endosomal transport
Cellular component (GO): plasma membrane; cytoplasm
Molecular function (GO): protein binding; calcium ion binding
Source: RefSeq, a predicted model, not a curated record